AAUCGCUUAGCAUCCAAUACACACUUGUCAUUCUCCCAAAUGCGUGAUCUCCUUCGACUCUUCUCCUUCCAUAAAUACAUAAUCAUUCUUCCCCAAAUUCACUUUCACCAAUCAUGGAAUCCCCCGCCACCGCCGCCGCUGCACCAUGUUCGUCUAACACAAAGGAAGAGAUCAUUCACCACACUCAGAACGCUAAAACCUAUAGAGGAAUCAGGAUGAGGAAGUGGGGAAAGUGGGUCGCUGAGAUUCGUGAACCCAACAAACGUUCACGUAUCUGGCUUGGUUCUUACUCUUCUCCCGUCGCCGCCGCUCGUGCCUACGACACCGCCGUGUUUUACCUCCGUGGCCCUACAGCUCGUCUCAACUUCCCUGAUUCAAUCGGAGACGACGGUGAUUUACAUGAUCUAUCUUCCGCCUCCAUCCGGAAGAAGGCGACGGAGGUCGGAGCUAAGGUGGACGCUCUCCAGAACCAAAACGGAGGAAUCAAUCAUCACCACAACCACCAAUCGCCGUCGUCGGAAAGACAUUCGGGUCGGGUAUGUUUAAACACGGACUUAAACGAGUACCCGAGUCCAGAAUCUUCCGAUGAAAAUUAACGGCGAGAUAACGACGAAGAUUAUUUGUUUAUAUGUGGAUUGACGGCGUUAAUUUCGGAGGGUCAGACUCGUCUUUUUCUUUUUUAAAUAUAAUUUGGUGGGUGUAGGCGUGUAGCUUAUCUUGGACGGAGAGAUCAAAAAUCCGAAGGGAUUUUAAAUGCUUCCUCAUCUGGAAAUAUUGUUUUUAUUUUCUUUUUAAUUAAGUAAAAAAAGAAAAUUCAGAAAAUAAUACUAUGCACUUGUUUGCUCUAA
Messenger RNA from Cynara cardunculus var. scolymus (artichoke), 848 nucleotides. Its product is annotated as ethylene-responsive transcription factor ERF010-like. The record is from RefSeq and is a predicted model, not a curated record. Lineage: Eukaryota; Viridiplantae; Streptophyta; Magnoliopsida; Asterales; Asteraceae. The transcript has a single exon. Bases 114 to 596 code for a protein of 160 amino acids. Gene Ontology annotation, molecular function: DNA binding; DNA-binding transcription factor activity. Gene Ontology annotation, biological process: regulation of DNA-templated transcription.